AUGUCUACAAGAAAGAGGAAGAACGAGGAGGAGGAGCUUGUUGCCCUCCCGAGUGACGAGAGUGAAGAGGAAGAAGAAUACGCCGAAUCCGAAGGCUCAAACUUCAACUCUGACGACUCUGACGCCGAAGAGCCUCCACCCAAGAAGAAGACCAAGCGCACUAAGCCCAAAGACGAUGAGGACGACGAAGACGAGGAGGAAGAAGACGACGUAAGCGACGACGAGGACGACGACGCUGCGGUGCCUGAGGAAGAAGAUGAUGAUGACGAUGAGGACGCCAAUCCUAAAGGCAAGAAGCCAGCCGGCGCGGAGAAAGAUCGGAAAGUCAAGACUACAGGCAAAGCUGAUCCCGUACCUGUGGUCGACGAUGAUGACGAUGACGAGUAG
Messenger RNA from Alternaria atra, 387 nucleotides. RefSeq lists its product as uncharacterized. Lineage: Eukaryota; Fungi; Ascomycota; Dothideomycetes; Pleosporales; Pleosporaceae. The transcript has 3 exons. The record is from RefSeq and is a predicted model, not a curated record. The coding region runs from base 1 to 387 and encodes 128 amino acids.